Messenger RNA from Cyphomyrmex costatus, 1271 nucleotides. RefSeq names its product phospholipid scramblase 1. Gene Ontology annotation, cellular component: plasma membrane. NCBI's taxonomy places the organism in Eukaryota, Metazoa, Arthropoda, Insecta, Hymenoptera, Formicidae. Gene Ontology annotation, biological process: plasma membrane phospholipid scrambling. The coding region runs from base 317 to 1102 and encodes 261 amino acids. Gene Ontology annotation, molecular function: phospholipid scramblase activity. The transcript has 7 exons. The record is from RefSeq and is a predicted model, not a curated record.
UCACUCUCUCGUAUCUGUCAGAGACAACGCUAUCCACGACCUUGCCUCGCCGAGGAGCAGCCGAGGAGGAGUGAGUUGCAUCUCUCCUAGCGUUCGUGUUAUAGAGUGUGCGAUACUUAUGACUAGCAUAUGUACGCGUACAUUGCUCACACGUACACGCAUGGUUACUUGUGACAUCGUAAAUUCACCGAGGUUCUACCGCGCACAAACGGCCACUAACUCUAAAAAAAAAAAAACAAAUUAAAAACUUCAAGAUACUCUCCAUUGACAAGGGGCGAGCGGCAGAGAGAAACGAGGGUAAGCCGGAAGUAGAAGAAUGAUCGAUCAUCAAAAGUACUAUGCAUCGUAUCCCCCGCCAUUCGGGGCGGGAAUGCAGCCACCGCAGCCGAUCGUAACAGCUCCGCCGCCGCAACCAGAUGCGCCGACGUCACCGCCAGGUGGUUGGUCGCCGCCGAAUAUGACAUAUCCACCCGGCUUGGAAUACCUUAUGGACCUUGAUUAUCUGUUCGUAAAUCAGAGCAUUGAGUUGCUUCAAGCUUUUACCGGAUGGGAAACUAAAAACAAGUACGUUAUUUCGAACAGUAGGGGCGAGCCAGUGUUUUAUAUGGUCGAAGAUUCAGGAAUCUGUUGGCGAUUGUGCAUGGGAAAAUAUCGCUCGUGCGAAUUCUCCAUCUAUGAUAAACAUCAGCGUGAGGUUCUUCAUAUGAUUCGACCCUACAGAUGCACUGGUUGCUGCUGUCCUUGUUGUCUACAGGUUUUAGAAGUGUAUUCCGGAAAUGUUCUACUAGGUAGCGUUACUGAAGAAUGGAGUCUUUGGCGACCAAAGUUUUAUAUUCGCGAUGCAUCCGGCCAACCAGUGUUAAUGAUAAAAGGUCCACUUCUUCGAUUUUGUAUUGAUGUAAUUUUUAAGGUUAAAUCUAUAGAUCAAAAGCAUCGUGUUGGCACGAUUCAAAAACAAUGGAGUGGCUUUGCUCGAGAGAUGUUUACCGUUUCCGAUAAGUUCGGUAUUAACUUUCCGCGCGAUCUGGACGUGAAAAUAAAAGCUGUGCUGCUAGGAGCAUGUAUUUUAAUAGACUUUAUGUAUUUCGAGUGGCGGAAUUAAGUCAAUCUAUUUUAAUUUUUAAAAGUAAACCAAAGCGACUUAUUCUGAUGAACGUUAUCAACGUAUAUAGAUACAUAUAUAUUUUGUUAUUUGAGGAAAUACCUCAAAAGGCAUGUUUAUGCUAACUUAUAAGUAAGUAUUAAAAAUCUCUAUCAAAACAUAUUUUGUA